AUGUCGUCUGGUAAAGAGCUUAUCUUCACGCCAAUUAUAGAUUCGUCGAAGCUUCCAAUUCUAGUUCUCAUUACAGGAUAUUGUUAUGGAAGAUUCCCCGCCAAGAGCAUUCCACCAAUUUUGUCAACUUUGGUUGAGCUUAUAGAGGGUGGACGAAAUACUCACUUUAACACUGAUGAUGAUAUUGUUUCCGAAUUCUUUCCUCCUGUGCUGCUCAUUUUGGAAAGGCUCCAACAUUCUAUCAAAUUGUUCUUCAAAAACCAAAACUCAGAAACCGAACAAACCGUAAAGAACUAUAUUUUCCAGGUCCAGAGCUAUCUUUUGGGCGAAAUUUGGGGUAUUCAUGACAUAGAUGAAUUUUAUUCAUUUUUGAAAAGGAGUCAAGCUUUACUGGUUGAACAGGAGUCGUUAAUAUCAGAUUCAGAUACAAAAUGUUUUCAUAACGGUCAGAAGAUGCAGAAGAGAUUGAAGAAGCCACUACAUUCUUCAAGUUUUCUUGGGAAAUUUGUUUCAUCUAUUUCCAUUGCAACAAAUACUCUCAUGUUUGAUGAAACUGUUAGAUUAUGGGAGGCAUUUAUCACUUAUCGCGCAAAGAGUGAGGAAAUAUGGAAUAACAUGAAGAAUGCGAAUAAAAAUUUAACUUCCAACAAAGCGUGGGGAAAUAGAGGAGAAUGUAAUUCUAAAGAUGAAUAUAUACAACAAAAGGUAGAGCAGAACACAAUUGUUGAAUUGGGGGGCACUAGUGUUCAAGAAAUUACGUCUUAUUCGCAAGUGGAUCUAGCCCAGCUACUUGAGUUUCAAGUUCAUAAACUUCAACUUUACUCGGGCACCAUUCCUAAUUCACUUAAAAAAAUUCUUCUCUCUAUGACGGAGUCUCAGAGAGGUACUGUUCCUUCUUCUUAUUACAUAAAGUACUUGGAAUGUUGGAAAAAUGGUGACUAUGAAGGAUCUUUCAGGUCAUUGCAUAGAUACUUUGAUUACAUGAUGUCUAACAAGCAACAACUGUUUUAUCAUUAUGCUCUUCUCUCUCUUGCAACAUUACACUCUUCGUUUGGCUCUGAUGAAGAAGCUUUAAGAGCGAUAGACGAGGCUAUAUCUGUCGCACGCGAAAACAAGGAUUUAAAUUGUCUUAAUUAUUUACUUACUUGGUUGUUUGAUUUUCUGAAAAGCCGUCCGGAACUUUCUUACAAAUUUGUUGAUCAUCCAGGGAGGGAACAAAUCUUACAGUUUCUCAAACUUAAAACAAAGGAAAGUAAGAAUCCCAUUCUGCAAUCGAUGGCUUAUCAGCAUGAGGCUGUAAAGCAGAUGUUGGAAGGAUUUCCUUUGAGGAAAAUUCUUAAUAAUUUGACAAGAGCCUUUUUCAUUCUUUUGAACCUCGACUCUAGUCUCAACACAAAAAUGUCAUUUUGCAGAUCUUGCCAACUUACUGCAACUGUGUGGGCUCGGGUUGGAAUUCAAUCGGUAGCCGAGUUGUACAUUGACACAGCUUUACAAUCUGCUGGAAAAGAUAUAAGCAUAUUUGAUGAAGUAGAAUUGGUACUUCAACGUUCACUUAUAUUGUAUAGUAAAGGAGAUAUUGACGAUGCGUUUGAAUAUUUGAAAUCAUACGAAGAUCGUGUCACUGGAGAGGCGAUUCUUAUGAAAUCGUGGCAAACAAGAUACAUGCUUCUUAAAGCUGAUUUCUGGAUCCGACGCUAUCGGUUUAGACAGGCAGGAGUUCUUCUUGAUAAUUUAAAGUCUCAGAUAUCUCAAAUUCAUGAUUAUGAACUAGGUUGUGAGCUUGAAUUCGAGUGUGCACUUUUUCAAAGUAAAUUGGGAAAUCCUACAGAGGCAACCCAAAUUAUAUUCAAUCAAUUCUCACGUUUAAAAGAGUCAGUGAAUUCAUUCAAUAAUUACUGGAUGAUUAACUUUCAGAUAUUAUAUGCCGAAAUAAUUGCAAAGCAAUCUUCAAGCCCCGAACGUGCCAUAUCUAUUUUAUUAAAUUCCUUAAAUACUGCACACAAGUCUUCCUUAUUAACUCUUAUUUCCAAAGGAUCCCUAGCUUUAUGUGAUGUUUUAUUGAGAAUUGAUCCUGUCAACUCUUCGCAUGAUGUCGAAGAAAUUUUAAGCGAAGGAAUGCCCAUAAUACUUCAGACAGGAGAUCUACAACUAUCUUCGAAAGGAUAUUAUCUAUUAUCCUACACCUUUUUUAUGGCAAAAAAAGAACAUUUGUCUGAUGAUGAGCUACCAAGAAUCGAUGUCUAUCUUUCUAAGUCUCUUCUGGGGUUCAAGAAAUUGCGGGAUCUCGAGUGGAUUCGAAAAUGCUUGCAGCUACAAAAGCGAAUUGCAUUAAAGAAUAAAGAUAAGAAACAACAAGGUGAUAUUUCGAUAAGUAUUGAUCGCGUUGAAGCGGAAAUAGAAUCGGGCGAUCAGUAUGGUCUUUGCUAA
Brettanomyces bruxellensis is the source of this 2427-nucleotide messenger RNA. RefSeq lists its product as uncharacterized. Bases 1 to 2427 code for a protein of 808 amino acids. NCBI's taxonomy places the organism in Eukaryota, Fungi, Ascomycota, Pichiomycetes, Pichiales, Pichiaceae. Gene Ontology annotation, molecular function: protein binding. The record is from RefSeq and is a predicted model, not a curated record. The transcript has a single exon. Gene Ontology annotation, cellular component: anaphase-promoting complex. Gene Ontology annotation, biological process: protein K11-linked ubiquitination; positive regulation of mitotic metaphase/anaphase transition; anaphase-promoting complex-dependent catabolic process.